Lepisosteus oculatus (spotted gar) is the source of this 3000-nucleotide messenger RNA. It is a transcript of the gene glb1l, whose product is annotated as galactosidase, beta 1-like. The record is from RefSeq and is a predicted model, not a curated record. Gene Ontology annotation, molecular function: beta-galactosidase activity. NCBI's taxonomy places the organism in Eukaryota, Metazoa, Chordata, Actinopteri, Semionotiformes, Lepisosteidae. Gene Ontology annotation, biological process: carbohydrate metabolic process. Gene Ontology annotation, cellular component: vacuole.
CAAACUGGUCUGCAUGAUAGCUUCUGCGAACUCCCGUUACUACAGACGAAAGAGAAUGUUGUGAUUGGAUCGAAACAAUUUUUUAUUUUUAUUUUCUAUAUUACUGAAAAAAGUUUUGUAGAAAGUAAUAUGCACGAAGUAAGAGAUGUGUUAAAUCAGUAAAUCGACUAUUCGAAAUUAUGAAAUUCAGGGUUGGUUUCGUUUUCGCAAUAAGCUUUCUUUUUUUAAUAAUAAAGGCAUCAGAAAGUCGCAGUUUCAGUAUUGAUUACAAGAACAACUGUUUCCUGAAGGAUGGCGCUCCAUUCCAGUACAUCUCGGGAAGUAUCCACUACUCUCGCAUCCCGUGGUUCUACUGGAAAGACAGGCUUCUGAAAAUGUACAUGACUGGGCUCAAUACGAUUCAGACCUAUGUGCCCUGGAAUUACCACGAGUCUGUGCAGGGGACCUAUGACUUCAAUGGUGACCGGGAUUUGGAGCAUUUCCUGCACCUUGCGAACCAAACAGGCCUGCUGGUGAUCCUGCGGCCAGGCCCAUACAUCUGUGCAGAAUGGGAGAUGGGUGGCCUUCCUGCCUGGCUGCUCCAUAAACCCAACAUUAUCUUGCGCUCCGCAGACCCAGAUUACCUGCAGGCGGUAGACAGCUGGUUAGCAGUUCUUCUGCCUAAAAUAAAGCCCUGGCUUUACAGCAAUGGAGGAAACAUCAUCAGUGUCCAGGUGGAGAACGAAUAUGGAAGCUACUUCGCCUGCGAUUACAACUAUCUUCGUCACCUGAAAACGAUAUUCCAGUUCUUUCUGGAGGAAGACACUGUCCUUUUCACCACAGAUGGCAACACCAACUUGGAGCUGACUUGUGGGACCCUGGAAGGCCUUUAUGCUACUAUCGAUUUUGGGACAGACACCAACAUUACCACAGCUUUCAAAAGACAAAGAAGAUUUGAACCAAAGGGUCCUCUGGUCAACUCGGAGUUCUAUACAGGCUGGCUAGAUCACUGGGGGGACAGUCACGCCCAGGUGGACACACAGAAAGUCAGCCAGAUGCUGGGGGACAUGCUGGCCUUGGGAGCCAGUGUUAACAUGUAUAUGUUUGAGGGAGGAACAAACUUUGGUUACUGGAAUGGUGCUGAUCAUGACAGCAGAUUCAAGCCCGUGGUGACCAGCUAUGACUAUGAUGCCCCGCUCUCUGAGGCUGGAGACCCAACUGACAAACUGCUGGCUAUUAGGGAUGUGAUCAGUAGGUUCCGUGAGGUACCUGAGGGACCCAUGCCUCCUGCCACACCAAAGUAUGCCUAUGGAUAUAUAACACUGAAAAAGGUUGGCAACAUCACAGGACUGCUGGAUACGCUGUGCCCACAGGGUCCCCUCCAGUCUCUGUACCCUUUGACCUUUGAGGCAAUGAAACAGUAUUAUGGCUACAUGCUUUACCAGACUAAGCUGCCCAGGACACUAGAACAAGCCACGCCACUGAUCUCACCUCUGAAUGGUGUUCACGACCGUGGAUAUGUGCUGGUCAAUGGGAUGUUCCAGGGUGUGCUGGAAAGAGACACCACUCUGGUGUUAAAUGUGACUGGAAAAGAAGGAGAUCAGUUAGACAUCCUGGUUGAGAACAUGGGGAGGGUUAACUUCGGGAGUCACAUUAACGACUUCAAGGGCCUUGUGAGCAACCUCUAUCUGGGAAGAGACGUUCUGUCUAACUGGUUGAUCUACUCUCUUGACAUUGACGGGGCUAUAGCCUAUGGUUGGCCACACUCCAAGCUGAAACACUCCAGGCACAAAGGCAGCAGGGAAGAUUCCAAAGGACCCACCUUUUACAUGGGCAUCCUGGAGCCAACAGGCUUGGCCUGGGACACCUUUCUGAGGCUCAGAGGGUGGACUAAGGGACAGGUGUGGAUUAAUGGAGUAAACCUGGGUCGAUAUUGGCCCCAGAGAGGCCCUCAGCAAACUUUGUAUGUUCCUGGACCACUUCUCAGUACCUCCCAGCCCAAUAACAUUACCAUUCUGGAGCUGGAGCAGGCUCCUUCAGACACUCGAGUGCUUUUCAUGGACAGGGCUCAGCUCAACAGAACUGUGGGGAGAUUGUGACACUGUUGCCAUGCAAAUCAGACCAAGGAAAGCAAGAUCACCACACAAGGUCCGUCUAUCAGUGCCCUCAGGUUUCAUUCCAUACUACUGUCCGAUGAUGUCCACAGUUCUCUGUCUGUCUCAGUGUCCAGGAAAAGCCACUUUUGUUUACAUAUCAGGUGUACACACUUCUUAUCUAAAGCUAUGCAGUUCAAUCAUGGUGUAGUAUGCUUUGGCAAUCUGUUUCUGGUUUCUUUCACAGUCUAAAAUAUCACAGCUUAGUCUUCAUAUUCACAGUUAGAGUGUUGAGCUGCACCUCAACAGGCCACCUUAGACACUUAAAAAAUUACUAUCUGUCUUGACUCCGGUUUUUGUGGAAUGCUUUUCGAGAAUGUUGUUGCUUAUAUAGACUGACUUCAGACAUACACAUACAUCAGCUCAUUAGCGUGCAUUUUCAGAGUUGCAUUUCAACAGAUAUGUUCCAAGCAUUAUAGCCAUUUAAAAAUUGAAUUUUUGUUGGAAUUAUUUGUAGAAAAAUGUGCCUUUAAACCUUGCCUGCCUCAACUGCUAAUUCACAUCUUGUAUGUUUUGAGAGUAUUAUUUCGUGCUGCGUGAUUAUUUGCAUUAAAAUGCUAGGUUUAUUUUAACAAUCUGGUAGCAUUUAAAAGAAUGCUGUAAAUCAUGUUAAUUUUUUUAUUGGCUUAUAAAACAAAUCUGUAGUUAGUGUAACAGAGGUCAAUCAGACUUUCUCUGUACACCUAAAGCAUAAAGUACUGUAUAUGAACCCUAAAAAAAUUCUAUAUGACUUUGAAAUGUGCGAUCACUAAAAUGAAUCAUGAAUUGCCUAGUGUUACCAUAAUACUUUACAAGGAGGAAGUUGUUAUUGUGGACAAUAUGUGAGGAAGGUAACUGAUAAAUAAAAUAGUUGCAAUUUAAUGCUGUA